Molecule: messenger RNA, 963 nt
Organism: Theobroma umbraticum
Lineage: Eukaryota; Viridiplantae; Streptophyta; Magnoliopsida; Malvales; Malvaceae
Source: RefSeq, a predicted model, not a curated record
AUGGAGAACUCAUCAACAGUGAUGAGAGAAAGACUAGAAUUGUUUGAGAUAAUCAAAGACUCCUUUCAAAUCGCCUUCAAGAAUCCCAACUUCAUUUUGUUUACCUUCCUCACUUCCCUCCCUCUCUUUUGCUUCCUGGUUUUGUAUGAAAUCAUCCUUCAGUAUGUCCUGAUUGAAACAGGAAAAAUUUUGCAGGAAGCAGCUGAUCCUUUCCAAAUUUUUGGUGAUGAUUACGAAAGACUAGUGGACAUUGAAAACUUGUUAGGGAAAGUUUCUUCAAAGGCCCUUCUACUUGGUUUCUUAUAUCUGGGAAUCAUCCAUAUCCUAGACCUCUUCAACACUAUUGCAACUGUGGAUGUGGCAUCAAUAAUCUAUGCAGGGGAAACGUCCAUCAGUCUCAAGGACAUGUUAUGCAGACCUGUGAUGGAAACAAGGUUCAAAGGGCCUCUAAUCACAUCUAUCUGCUCUCUCUGUUUAGCUUUUCUUAUUUUACUUGGGCUGCUCUCCUUUGCAACAUACAUAUACAUCACAUCAGCAGAUGUUUUGUUCAUGAUGCUAUUUGCGGUGCUCUUUAUAGCUCUAUUAGCAAAGUACAUGGAGUGGAGUUCCAUAUGGAACAUGGGGAUUGUGAUUUCAGUCCUGGAAGAGAAACAGGGGGAUGUGGCGUUACUGGUCUCAUCAUAUCUCAGUAGAUGUAACAGGGCCUGUGGAUUUUUCAUAAUGUUUGGGUUCUUCGCUUGGAGGCUUGCUCUACGAUUCUCAUGCCUUUAUCAAGGAUGGGACAAUGGGGGAAGUACGAUUAUGAUCACGGUAGGGCAUAUCGGCCUUGUUUGCUUGGCAAACUUGUUCAAGUGGGUGGCCAUCGUGGUAUACUUCUAUGGUUGUAAGAAGCAAAGUUCCCAUCAAUAUACUGAUGAGGAGGAGGUAAAAUUCAGGAAGGACUUGCAGGCCCAGCCUAUCUAA